This is a messenger RNA of Mya arenaria, 2127 nucleotides long. RefSeq names its product protein cornichon homolog 1-like. Gene Ontology annotation, cellular component: endoplasmic reticulum membrane; COPII-coated ER to Golgi transport vesicle. Lineage: Eukaryota; Metazoa; Mollusca; Bivalvia; Myida; Myidae. The record is from RefSeq and is a predicted model, not a curated record. Gene Ontology annotation, biological process: endoplasmic reticulum to Golgi vesicle-mediated transport. The coding region runs from base 19 to 453 and encodes 144 amino acids. The transcript has 5 exons.
UGUUGUCUGCUUCUAAAAAUGGCGUUUACGUUUGUUGCAGCUUGCUACAUUUUGGCUCUUGUUUUGACUGCAGUACUCAUAUUUUUUGCAAUAUUCCAUAUAAUUGCUUUUGAUGAGCUGAAAACAGAUUAUAAAAAUCCAAUCGACCAAUGUAACAGUCUGAAUCCGCUGGUGCUGCCCGAGUACUUCGUACACAUAUUCUUCACGAUGCUGUUCAUAUUUUCCAUGCAGUUUUCCACAGUGAUCCUGAAUUCACCUCUUAUCAUUUACCAUAUCAGAAGGUACAAGAACCGGCCAGUCAUGAGUUCCCCUGGACUUUAUGAUCCCACAACGAUCAUGAACGCAGACCAGCUCAACCGGGCAAUACGCGAGGGAUGGGUUAAACUAGCCUUUUACCUAAUCUCCUUCUUCUACUACUUAUACAGCAUGAUUUUUGAACUUGUAUCGUCAUAAUAUGGAACAUGGUGCCAUAGAGACAAUUCUCUGUGAAAAAAUGCAGGCAGCCGACUGAACAAAGAAAAUGGAAAAAAAGAAAUGAGCGCAUGAGAAUAAGAUUGGGGUAUUCUCUUAUGUGCUUGAAGAUUACUCCUAACUGUGUUACGAGGACUGGAAAUCCAGGAGCUGUAUUACAGAACCAUCUGAACAAUUUAUAGAAUAAGUUAACUUAGAUGUAUGUAUUUCUUGAACAAACUAUUGCUCUGAAAGUGAUUUCAGUUUGGUAAAUUUUGUUAAUAAAUUGAAUUUGAAAACUAUACAUAUGGAUUUUAGCAUUUAAGAAAAUUAUCAAUUUGAUAAAAAGAUACAACUUUAAUAUAAGAUGCUUCUGUAAAAUGGCCAGGAGCUUGUAGUGUUUUACAUUGUGUCCCUUAAAAUGCUUUAAUCACAGACUGACAUUGAAUAUCGUGCCUGCUACCUCUCUAUUGUCAUGUUUCAUUAAAAUGCUAUAUUUUUAACUUCGAAAGUAUUUAUGUAGUUGUUGAGUAAGAUUAUUUUAAUAUCAAUUUAAUUAACUUGAAUUCGGGUACAAACUAUCUAAUUUUUACAUUUGGAAUAUUUGAAGGGUACUCUGUAUAAUAAAGUCUGAUGCUAUUUUUCAAUGUCAGUCUGUUUUAUUCCACCAAAUAUUUUUGCUGUUUAGUAACUAUAUCUGUUGUGAUAGAUAAAAUUGAAUUGAAUACUUUGAACAUUAUAUGUACCGGGAACCUAGUAUUUAUGUUCAUGCACAUGUGUAUGCUUAAUUGUAUUGUCAUAUUUACUCCUUAUUUGGAAGAUAUUCGUGUUGAAUGUAUUACUGGUACAUUCAAACAUAACAUUCACAUCAACUAAGUUUUGGAAUUCUUAACAUUUGUAGUACCAUCAAUGCAAACAUACACGAGUCAUAGAGUGAACUUUUACAGCUAGAUGAUAGAAAAACGAUAUAUGGCUGUUUGUCAAUCCAAUUGUGUUAUUGGCUAAAAAAGGUCAUAUUAAAAUUUAUUGCAUCAAAAAGUAAAAGUAUCAAGACCAUAAGGCUUUUUUAUACACUGUGCUCUUUUCGUGCAAUAGAAUAUAUUUCAAAGAAACAAAUCUACAAAAUAUGUAACGGUCCGCCUUUUAAAUAUCUCCUUUUGUACCAAGAUUUGCAGCAAUUGAUUAUCAAUUAGGAUUUAGAGCAAUUUAUUACAAAUAUGAUUUAUAUUGUAUUCUUUUUACAGGAAUGAUUUAGGUAUUUUAAGUUUGUGUGGAUUUUUUUUCCUUAUUGAAUAGAACAUAAUUGGUAUUUUUAUAGAAAAGAUGGCCUCAGUUCCUCGAAAAAUAUUAAGGGUAAAAAGCUUAAGUACCUUAAUUUUUCAACCAAACUACUUACUUAAACUUAAUUUUACAAAAUAGUUAAUCAUGAUUAUCAUAAAGAUAAUGUCAGAAUUCUUCAAAAUAAGAAUAUUAUACAAAUGAUACCAAAACUUAAACAGUAUGAUUAGCUUGAUCCUGUUAUAAGGGACUUAAGACUGUUCCAGAAGUUGGGGCCUGGGAAAGGGAAUGUUUCCAGUGUGUAGGGUGUACAUUAUAUCCUGUGUAAAGAGAUUUUAUUUAUCGUAUUGUGUUGUAUACAAAAAUCUGUUUUAUCUUUAAUAAAUUCUCUAAGCUUUA